CCACCAUCGUCCAACGCCUGCCCCAGUGGAUGAACAUCGCCGACACCCCGCACAUGCUGCAGGGCUGAGCCCGACACCCCCCACAGCUGCAGCCGGCCGCGCUCGCAAACGCAAACGCACAUGCGCUUCCCGACGAUCACACCGCCGCAGACUCGGCCUAUCGUCGCGCAUCGUCCCCCUCCCCCCCUUCGUUCCUGACAACAUCGAUUCCAUCGCAUCUGAUUUCCUCGUGCGCGGAAGCCCAUGGAGCAGCGCCCAGCAAAGCGCCGGAAAGGCAACGGCGUGAUCCUCCAGCCAAUCGCCAUCACACGAUGUGCAAUCCCACCCAAGCUCAAAUCCAGCAAACCCGUUGUACCGGACGGGAAGCGGCAACCUGACUACCAGCGCACCAUCCCCGGUUGGCGCAGGAUCGCUGGCAACGGUUGGGACCAGCUGGCGCGCUGGGAGUGCAGCGAAACCCUGAUCGAGCUGCGCAAGCGCGCAUACACAUGGUCUGUCGCGCGCCUGGAAGAUACUGCUGCGCGCGCUUUGGAAGAAUUGUACCAGCCUUUGCUUGAUGACAUUCAAGAUAUACUCAAUGAGCUCGCUUGUGAAGGCGGUCCAGGCCCGAGACACUUUGUGCCAGUUUCCUUUCUCUACGGCAAUGGCGCUCUGCAUCACACCUCAGGCGGCGCCGACUACGCGCGACGAGGCUGUGGGUCGGGUUUGCAUACGAUCCUGUUAACUGGAACCGAUCCGCAUACAUCGGUCUUCCGCCAAUUGCAGCAGCACCUCGCAGAGCACACACGCCAAAACCACAGCACCCUCAUCAUCCAUGCCGAGCUAUCCGCUGCCGAAUGCUGGUCUCUCCCUUCAGCCCUGAGACUCGUCUUGGCUCGCCUGAGCGCACGGGUGACCUCGGCGCUCCGCGAGCACCUGCGCCUGCGUGAUGGCGAGCGCGGCGACGAAGCUGAGAAUAACUCUGUGCAAGCAGCGCAGCAGUAUGCCGCCGCUGCUGCGUCGGGCGACACGCUCGCAUUCCAACAGUUGCUGCAGCUGUACGCCUCCGCUGCGAGCCACACGGGCGAGGGAGCUGGCGAGCGCACCGUCAUGUGCGUUCUUGUCGUGCCCAAUGUCGCGUCCGCCGAUCAGCAAUGCGUCAGCGAUAUCCUGCAGGUGCUCCUGCGCUGCGCUAAUCCAGAUCUGCUGAGCACGUACGCAAGGGUAGGACGGGAAGAGCCAGGGGAAUCCACCAACAGCAGCAGCAUCGAACCGCUUUUACGCGGGAAGGUCGUCCUUAUCGCCAGCGCGCUGUCCAAUGAAACCUGGCUGGACGCUUUCCCUUUCGAUACUCUGCGCUUGAUGGAGAUCGAGCAUCUCUGCGUGCCGGAUCCGCGUGCGCUAUUCGACGUCAUUAUUGGGCGGCUCUUCAUGCCGACAGCAGCAGCCGCAGCGGUGAAUGGGACAUCGCAAGACGAGGACCGAGGCGCACAAGCACAAGAAGAGAACGCGCUCUUGCCGAUCUCCCUUGGCUUUGACGUGCUCAACACCUUGCGCCAGAUCUACGAGCAUUCAGAAGCAGAUGUCGACAAGCUCGUUCAUGCCAUGCGCCUCGCGUUCCUCCACCACUACACUGCCAAUCCGCUCGCAGGUUUGAGCGCGCUCAUCGACCCGCCCUCCGAAGGUUGCAAGAUCCUCGCCAACUACCAUAUGCGCUGGACAGCAGACUUUUGGACCAUGAUCCGCGUCCGCUUUGCUAGGGACACUAGCGCGAUCAACGACGCCGGUGCUGACGAGCUCUCGGCGCGCGCGCAGCGCGACGUCGCUGCUGCGCUCGACGUGUCCUCCUGCCUCGCCGCAGAUGACGCGGACGCAGGCACCGGCAGCGCCGAGGGCGAUGCCCUAUCACGCAUGGGCGUGCUCGUCAGCCACAGCCGCGCUCUGUACCUUUGGCAUGCACACGCGCGUCCCUUGGGAAUUCGCAUCAUCCAGGCGAUUGCCGCGAGCCUCUUCCAGCUCAGCCUACUUCCUGUAGCUGCAGUCCCAUUGACAUCGUCCCUGGCGUCCGGCCCCGCAGCGGCGGAGACGAUGUGGGGCGCGACGCAACUCCUACGCGUGGCCCUCGACCCAAGCGAGGAGAGCGUGGACGCCGUCGACGCCGCGAUAAGCAGGGAAAUUGAUGCGGCGGACUGGGUCGAUGUGCUACGUGCCCUGCAGCGCGCCCAGGCACCAGCAGCAGCUGCAGCUGCGCAGAUGCGCGACACCCAUGCUCCGGACGGCGAAACGGCUGUGAUGGCCGAAUAUCGCAUCAUGCUCGAACGUGCGCCUUCCAAGCUGCAGGCACUCAUCGGGCGAAUCCAAAGUGUCCUGGACGCAACGGGCCGCCCGCAACCGGCUGCUGCUGCACCUGGUGGCGCGCCGGGCCUCGCGCAGCCACAGGCCGAGGAAGCUGGGCUGCGGUACGCGAUUAAGCAAUGGCUCGGCAACUUGCUGGACACCAUUCUACGACCUCCAGAGUUGCUCUUCCCUCUUAGUGCGAUUUACUACACUGGGCCUAGCACUGCUCUCUACUUGCAGCGCCACCUGCAAUCUACACCCCGCGCAAAUAUCCAGCUAGCGCUGGAAGCGCCGGAGCUCUGCUUCGCCAGUGCGCUUGAGCGCUUCCAGGCCUCAGACCUCAAGCCUCCGUCCUUGUCCGCCAGCCUGGACCUCACGACACACUACGCCGAGCUCAACGCGGCCGCCACGUGCGAGAUCCUGCCGGACGUUGCGCAGAUGUACGCGCUCUGGCUCGAAGUCGGUGAUGCGAGGGUCAUCAACCUCGCAGACUGGUACAACGUCUUCAAGCAGACGUUGCAGCAGAAGCGCCACUUCUCCCGGCCGUCAGCGGCUGGAGGAGGCGGCAGCGAGGGUGCUGGGCCCGGAGGAGCCGCAGGACGAGGGGAUGCAGAAGCAGGAGACACUGCUAUCGACAGCGAUACGCUACGUGCGGGUGUAGAGAACGACCCGAGCGUCGCUGCCUUCCACGGCCUCGAGUCCAUAGCGCCGUCCCGCGGUCAUCGCCCGCGUCCCGGGCGCUUGCGCCAAUUCAUUGGUGACAGGGCCGACAUGGCGGAAGAGCGCGAGAUUCAGGCGCGCUUCGCGAUGGCCAUCUACCAACUCGCGUCCAUGGGCUUCGUCAGGGGCACACAGCGCAAAGCGGAGCAUGUCGCCAAGGCCAUCUUCGACCUGCCUGUCCUCCCACAGGCGCAGCCGUGAUCGAAUGAUGAUGGAGACAAGCAAAGCUGCGAUUUGGGUCCGUGUACAUCUCAUUGCACGAAUCAAAGAUCUUCC
Messenger RNA from Tilletiaria anomala UBC 951, 3312 nucleotides. RefSeq lists its product as uncharacterized. The record is from RefSeq and is a predicted model, not a curated record. NCBI's taxonomy places the organism in Eukaryota, Fungi, Basidiomycota, Exobasidiomycetes, Georgefischeriales, Tilletiariaceae. Gene Ontology annotation, cellular component: nuclear origin of replication recognition complex; nuclear pre-replicative complex; DNA replication preinitiation complex. Gene Ontology annotation, biological process: DNA replication initiation; DNA replication. The coding region runs from base 244 to 3237 and encodes 997 amino acids. The transcript has 6 exons. Gene Ontology annotation, molecular function: DNA replication origin binding.